Dendrobium catenatum is the source of this 1531-nucleotide messenger RNA. RefSeq names its product 5'-nucleotidase domain-containing protein DDB_G0275467. The transcript is spliced from 10 exons. Bases 1 to 1101 code for a protein of 366 amino acids. NCBI's taxonomy places the organism in Eukaryota, Viridiplantae, Streptophyta, Magnoliopsida, Asparagales, Orchidaceae. Gene Ontology annotation, molecular function: 5'-nucleotidase activity. The record is from RefSeq and is a predicted model, not a curated record.
AUGCUUCCUUUAUCCAAGGUUAGUAGACAGAAAAUUAUACAGAUAUACGGUUCACGACAUAUUGGUAGGGAUCAAGCAAGUGGGCUGGUACGCUUGAUGGAUAUCUUUUGCUUUAGCGAGGUGUGCCUUAUUGCAGAUGUUGUCCAGCAUUUCAGAGAUGCUCAGUUGGAGUAUGAUGCUUCCUACGUAUAUGAGGAUGUUACACAUGCAAUUCAGUAUGUGCAUAGGAGUGGCAUUCUUCAUGAAACUAUUCUUUCUGAUCCCAAGAAGUAUUUUAUGAAAAAUAAUCAACUUCCUAAGUUUCUGACGAUGCUUAAGGAUAAGGGUAAAAAAUUGUUCUUACUAACCAAUUCUCCAUAUUGUUUUGUUGAUGGAGGAAUGAGGUUCUUAUUGGAGGACACUGGCGUUUAUAGAGAUUCCUGGAGGGAUCUCUUUGACGUCGUGAUUGCUUGUGCUAAUAAACCAACCUUCUACACUUCCGAGCAUCCCUUCAGAUAUUAUAAUAUUGAGAAGGGCACCUUAGCUUUUACGGCAGUCGAUGAGUUUCUUCCAGGCCAAGUUUACUAUCAUGGCUGCUUAAAAUCAUUUCUACAAAUUACAAAAUGGAAUGGCUCUGAGGUGAUUUACUUUGGAGAUCAUCUUUUUAGUGACCUUAGAGGACCUUCAAAGGCUGGCUGGAGAACUGUUGCUAUCAUCCAUGAACUAGAGAAAGAAAUCCGCAUACAAAACACUGACGAAUAUCGAUUACAACAGGCAAAAUUUCACACGAUACAAGAACUGCUUGGAAAAUUUCACAUGGUCAUGCCUAGAUGUGAUGAACAAACUUCUCUUUCACUACUAGAUGAGCUUAACGACGAAAGGAUACACUGCCGUUGUAUGAUGAGGAACAUGUUCAAUACAUUUUUUGGGGCAACUUUCCUUGCAGACAGUGGUCAGGAAUCAGCUUUUUCUUACCAUAUCCAUCACUAUGCAGAUGUGUACACUAGCAAGCCAGAGAAUUUCCUGUUAUACUCUCCUGAAGCAUGGCUUCAUGUUCCGUUUGACAUUAAGAUCAUGCCGCAUCAUGUUAAGGUUCCCUCAAGUUUGUUCAAGCAGCAGUAGCUUGGUGACUUGGUGCGCUUAUAUAAGAUCUACUACAGAGAAACAUGAACUUUACCUCAUUUGAUUAAAUUCAUUAAGCAAGGCGGGCACGGGCACGGGCACGGGCACGGGCACGGGCACGGGCAGUCUUAGAUAGCGAACUGGUCUUGUGGAUAAAAUACCAGCACUAAUAUUCUAAAUAAUUCGUUGAUUCAUUCAUGGGUGUUAUCAUGUUUUUGUUUCUUAUUGGAUCAUACUUUGGUCUUUAAGCAAUGAAAUUGUGCUUGGCAUGGAUGGAUGUGUAUGAUGCUCGAUAAUAGUGUAUGCUCCUUAAUUGCUUAUGCUUCUAUUAAGUAUCUUUCAUUUUAAACGUGUGACUUGAAAGAAGAAUCUUUCACUUGGGCAUUGCUUGCAGCAGCGACCUUAUAAGCAGUAAAGUUAUAAAAUGCGC